AGGGAUCAAGGCAGGAUGAAGAGGUUAUUUGUGCUUGUGCUGUCUCUCACCUUACUGAUUUUCUUCUCAGGGGCCUCCCCGAUUCUGACGGAAAAGCGGGCCAAACAGGUCCUGAGAUCCCGGCGCCAGGACAGGCCGAGCAAACCCGGGUUCCCUGAUGAACCCAUGUGGGAGUACAUGCACCAUCUGCUCCGCCUGGAGCACCGCGCUGAGGAGCAGUUCCUGGAACACUGGCUGAACCCGCACUGCAAGCCCCACUGCGACAGGAACGUGGUCCAUCCUGUGUAAGCAGCUCGGACCAGCCCCCGCAAGCAUUUUGAUAAACAACGGCCCGGAUACUAUUGAAACAAGAUGAGGCUCCUUUCGUUUCUUUUUUCAGCUGUGGAAUGGACGUCUUCAGGUUUUGUGAAUUGUGGGCACAGCAAAGGUUGCCUUGGGGAUUGAUGGCAGAUAUUUAUGCUGCUUCAUUUGACUAACCUGCACAACUCAUUAAAACCAAUCGCUUAAACUAUAGGCCCCCCCUCCCUCCCCCGCAAUGGCCUUCCUACCGCUGUGGAAGGGUGAGAAGAAGGAGAAUCUUUCCUGGGGCUGGUGGAGCUGGGACCUCCGGAACAGGAGAGGGGUUAGCGAGGAAGCCUUGUUCAGCUAAGUAAGCACACCACUUGGGGCGGCUGGGGUUUUGGACAUUGCUUUUUUUUUUUCUUUCUCUCCUUUUCUGCUCUAAUAAACACUGGUAUUAAGCCUGC
Molecule: messenger RNA, 746 nt
Organism: Balaenoptera ricei (Rice's whale)
Lineage: Eukaryota; Metazoa; Chordata; Mammalia; Artiodactyla; Balaenopteridae
Gene: C20H17orf67
Product: chromosome 20 C17orf67 homolog
Exons: 4
Coding region: 16-288 (90 amino acids)
Source: RefSeq, a predicted model, not a curated record